UCAAAUGGCAUGAAACGCGAAGGACUUGGGAUUUCCUGUACGAAUUGAAAGAGAAACAAUGGAUCUUCCAGUCACUGAGAUAAAUCUGGUCAGAGGAACAAGUGGUCUUGGUUUCAACAUUCGUGGAGGAGUAGAUGCUCCACAUAUUCAGGGAGAUUCUGGGAUUUUCGUCACCAAGAUUAGAGAAGAUGGAUCUGCAUUUAAAGAUGGACAGUUAAAGGAAGGAGACAAAGUGUUAGAGGUGAAUGGAUUAGACUUGUCCCAAGUCACACACCAGGAAGCUGUGUCUUGUUUUGUUAAUGCGGGAGAAGAUGUCAGGAUGAAGGUUCAGCAGGGAGCUGAAGCUUUAAUCACGAAACGACUAGAAGACUCAAUGGCAAAGCAAAGCAAGGGAAAAACUCCAGACGAUAAAAGUGGAUCGUGGAAACUUCCACUAAUGCUCCUCCUUGUUGGUGUAGCUGGUGCAGGCGCCUUCGUGUAUUGGAGGAAAGCAUUUCGAUGAUAUAAAAACUGUGAUACCUUUCAAAUGUAUUAUAAGUUAAUGACAGUGGUGUUUAAGUGAUAAGACCGUAAGACAAUAUCCUUUUAUGAUAUAUUUCCCAUUGGUGGAGAACAGAAAAUCUUUUAUAAGAUGCUUCUGGUUUUGAAUAAAAUUACCUGAAUGUGAAGUAAAAUCUCAGUUGUACAGUAAUUAUAUACCUAUAAAAGUGUUUGCAAAGAUUAAAGUUUGUUACAGAGUACAUGGGUAAAAUCCACAUUAUCAGGCAUGUAGAGAUGAUACGCUAUGUCUUGUUACAACCAAUUGGGGCAUAUUUAACCCUGGUCACCUUAGUGAAAGUGAAUUUUUAUGUGAUUUGCUGUGCAGCUCAACCAUCUGACUUUCCAUGUAGUGGUUCAGUACGCAUUGCAUGUGCAAGUAUAAUUUUUUCAUUUUUUGUUUUAUUGUAAGAAAAUUGAACAGCUCUGAAAUAUUUUUUCGCUAUUUCAAAUACUUGAUAUAUAAUAUCAGAAAAAUGAAUUUUAGAAGGAAGUUAGUACUAACCUGUACUCCACCAAUGGGGAAUAAUGCAUUGUAAAAUGUACAGUUUUGGGCACAUGAUUAUAUAAUCUUAACAAUUCACAACAAGUGUUACCUGUGUGUCUUACAUAGUCAUAUAAGAUGUGUAUAAAACAACAAUGCCUGUCAGAAUUUUGUUGGUGCCUUCCAUUUCUUAUCUUCUGUAUUUUAGCAACUAAGUAUCUAAUAUUGAUUGGAGCACAAUAGGAACAUUAUUUUUUUUUUGUUUUUUUUUGUUCCACAAAGGUUUGAGAAAUGUCAAUGAUCAAAUAUACAAAAUAUUGGGUUGGCAAUCGUUUGAUGAAACUUAGAUUAGAAUUUAAAUGUUUUCAUUUGAAAAUUUUUGAAGUAUAGAAAAGUACAGUUUUUAUUGGCAUUUGUUUUCAUAGCUCAUAUUGCUUAAAUUAAGGCUUGCUUUUAUCUUUUUCUCCGACCUAAAAUUAAUAAUAGUAGUAUGAAUAUUUUCUCAAAAUAUUUUUUUCUUCAGAACUGUCAUCUCAUUUGGUGAAUCAAUAUUUUAUAAGAAAAAAACUGUUAGUUCUGGUAUGGAAAGAUUUAAAUAAGAACUUUUUAAAAAUACAGAUUUAUAAUCAAGUUGUGUUAAUUGUGGUUCUAGAACUUGGGGUCUGAAUGAGAUCUAUAUAUAUGUUAUUUGAGAAUUGUGUUUCGUACAAAUAGAAUUGAGGAUUAAGGGUGCUUCUUUGUAAAUCUCCCUUAUAAUAGGAGAUGGAUAUAUACCUUUCCAUAUUGUUCCAAUGGAAAAUAAUUAUGAAAUGCAAUGUUACCAAUAUAUAUAUCAAUGUGUGCUUGUAUUUUGAGAUUUUCCUACAGAGAAAAAACUUAAAAACUUCAUUUUGGAGACAAAUGAAAGUAGGGGAAAUGUUUCAUCACUAGAUUCUAUUUUGUUUAUCACUAAAUUUUGUUUGUGUUGCUGAACGUUAUUUUGUUGCUUUCUUUUGCACAGAUUAAAGACGGAAUGUAAGUGUGUGAGGAAAUGGGUACUCAAAUGAUACUCUUAGCAAUGAGAAUAAUCACUUGGUCACUUUCUAUACAGACUUGAGAUUUCUCUGUAGUUUCGAAUGUUUUGUACCAAGUUAUGUGUCAGACAGUGGAUAGAAAGUGACUCAAAUUAAUAGUGAAUUUGUUUAAUAUUGAUUAAAAAUGUUUAUACAUUUUUAGAUUAAAAGACAUUUAAAAGAUGCACAUCAAAAUGGUUAAUAUAAAUUUGUUUGAAUUAAAAGGAAGUGAUACGUAGUGAAAAAAUCUACAGAUAAUAACCAGAUUAUCUUAAAUUAAGAAAAAAUGUUUAUGUGAAAACUCUUACAAAAUGAAUCAUAUAAUUUCUUUGGCUGUGAACAUUAUUUGGUUUGACCAGAUUGUUGAGAGUUGUUUGGUUAUAAGUAUGGACCUACAGGUCUUAUUUUGCUCUCUGAUGGUCUUGACAAAGCUUUUUGAGAUCUGCAUUAACACAGGCAGGUCUGUUGUAUCUUAUGCCAGAAAUGCUACAUUUGAAGUGAUGACAAACCUGAUUGUAGGCAAAGAAAUCCACAGUGGUGUUUGGAGAUAUAUUUGCUCUCCAUUAUGACGUUACCAGGUGACUUUCUUGGAUUAGUACUACUAGAUAAUGUAGAGUAUUGUGUGCCAUAUUUCACAACAAAUUGAUCUCACCUAUUCAUUAUUCUGGGUAAUGAAUAUAUGUGUGCAUUUUUUUAAUAUAAGAUGCAUAAAAACCAUGAAGCACUGUAGCUGUAGGUCAUAGUUAAUGUGGUACAGGUACAGGCCUGGGACACAUUUCAAAUGAAUAAUCUGUACAGGGAUUUCACAAGAAAACCAUACAUUUCUUAAUUGAGACCAAAGUUGUUAUCUCUUUGUAAAAUUGUGAUUAACUACAAUGUGAAUAUAAGACGGGAUAUGUCCAGAGCCUGUCAAAUCGUGACAGAAUAAUGGAGGUUUAACAUUGAAGGAUGUUAUGUGUAAUGGACUGGUGUCCACGGCCUGUUGAACUACCAUAACCUAUGUAAUAUGUCAAAGUCUACUUAACUUGUGUUGGAGUGAAGUUUCAUCGUUUAAAAGCUCAAAUGUUUAUACAUAACAGCAAAAGAGAUUUUAAUGAAUGUUUUCAAAUCUUGUUGAAAUUUCAGAGAGGUGUACAUGUUUUAGCCUGUUCAUGAAUAUAGUGGUAAUAUGAGGUGAUGUAAAAUUCCAGUUAAAGAAUAAAUCAGAUUAAGUGAGAUUGAAUGAGAUAUUUAGUUAAGGGAAUAUAACUGAGGUAUUAUCAGAGCAAAUGUGAUUUUAUGCAUACGGUCAUUCUGACAUGAAAUGCAGGCAAGAAAUUUCAGCUGUGUAUUGAAUUUACAUGUUUGUCAAAAAAACCUAUCUGAUAUAUAUUAGUGGAAUAGAAGAUAGCAUGCAUUUAUACCAUACAUGUAGCUGUGGUGAUACCAACAUUUUUUCAGUGUAAUGAUUUGUAAUCCUACAUGGGUUUGUGGUGACUGUUUCCUCAACUCGGGAGUGGUGCAGAACUAUAUUUACAAAAAGACCUUUCAUACUCAUUUCAACUUUCACUAGAUUUUAUGUACAGCCUUGAUUAUUUAUGUUGAAUGUCUUGACUCGAAAACAUAUACAUACCUGGUAGUCACAUUUUCAUCAUUCCAUAUCACACACCUUAGUGUAACCUUUUGUCGAUCAGAAAAGUAUUCUCAACAAUAGCUUUGUAUGCUGCAUUCCCAUGUAGCUUUGAAUUCAAUCAUAUAGCUUAGGUAUUUGACAAGGUCACCAGUGUGCUUAUCUAAUUUCUUACUUUAUAUCUUGCUAUCCAACAUAUCCGUAUGCAAAAUUAAAAAAAAACCAAAUCGCUUUUGUUAAAAAUUCUAGCAAGCCAUCAUUGCUUUUAAAAUGUGACAGAAUUCUGAAAAAAAACCUCUGGAUCAUUUAAAAAAAAAAAAAAAAUAUGUAUAUUUACCACAAUGUCUGUAAAAAUGUCUGUCUUGAUGGAAUGUUUGUUUUUUCUGAGGUACUAAUUUUGUAUGUUUUAAAGUGGUAAUUUGUGUUUAGAAAGUAUGCAUCGAAAACCAGUGUUAACUCCUACACUCUUGUCAGUUGAUAUUUGUAAGAAUGAUGAAACCACUAGUUAAGCAUGUUUACUUUUAAAGCAUUGAGAGUAAAAACUAAAACAGUAUUUUAAGUAUAUGUAUGUUUUUCAACUAAAAUCGUGUGCAAAUACAAAUUUACAAUAUUUCAAAUGGGUAAAGUUUGAGUGCUUUGCUUUUUGAAGGAAAGUUUUUAUUAACUCUACAGAGUUUGACUGAUAGAUGUGUCGCACAAUUUAAGAGACCCUUCUAUACUGAAUUUAUUUUAGUAUGAAUACAAAACAUGAAUUUAUGACUUUGAUGUAUAAAUGUGUGUAGUAAAUGACACUUUGUAGCGAUGAAUGUUUUGAAUUUUGUCUUCAGUUUGUCUUUGAUGUUUUUUUUGUAGUCUGUUUAUAUGAAAUAUAACAACAAUUUUGUUUUAAUAUGAUUCUGUGUUUAAUAAAACCUAUCCUGUUA
Ylistrum balloti is the source of this 4605-nucleotide messenger RNA. RefSeq names its product synaptojanin-2-binding protein-like. Bases 59 to 502 code for a protein of 147 amino acids. The record is from RefSeq and is a predicted model, not a curated record. NCBI's taxonomy places the organism in Eukaryota, Metazoa, Mollusca, Bivalvia, Pectinida, Pectinidae. The transcript is spliced from 4 exons. Gene Ontology annotation, molecular function: protein binding.